UACUUUUAUUUAUUUGUCUUUAGUUACAUAAAGUUGCAAGAUUUCUUUACUUUGUUUAUGCAAUGGCACUUCCUCUCAGACUUUACGACCUGUUCACCUGUUCAAUUAGAUAGCUUAGAACAAUAGCCACUUCCUUUCUUGUAGUCAGAACAUCAGACACUUCCUUUCUUGUAGUCUUAUUGUAGUCACCUAGUAGCCCCAGAUUCAAUUUAUUGUCCCCCAUUUCCUCCCAUAAAUUAUAGUGUAGAACCUAUGUAAAGAGAUAGUUUGACUAGAGAAGUAGAGUUGACAGAGGUAGAGCAAGAGAGCAGGUCGUAUUAAGAGGAGUAGAGCUGAGAAGGAGAAGAAUAUAUUGAAUAAACUGAAUAUAGAGAACAUUUGUGUGUUAGAGUCUACUUUGAGCUGCGAGAUCCCCAGACUUCUGACAACCUCUGACAAGUGAACUACAUCAACAGUAUUUGCUAAACUUCUAACCCUGAUACUGGCGGAGAACCAAAAGGGCAAAAAUAUGGCCACCAGAAGAUCCCCCAGAGCCCAGGAAGAGGAGCCAACCCGUGAGGCAGAAAGGCCAGGGCCAUCUGCAGUAAAUGUAAGUAGCAGAGCACCACCAACACCACCUCCUCCACCACCACCACCACCAUCACAAGCAGCAGAGGGACCAAGGCAACCAGGACAUCAGGUUAUUUUAUCCCUCCCACAACACCUCUCUCCAUUUCCUUUCCGAGGAGAUGAGAGUGAAAAUGCAGAGGAAUGGAUGGGCAGAUAUGAAGAGUACUGCCAGGUAAUGCAGUAUAACCUGCAAAUGAAACUGUCUCAUUUUGCUUAUUUAUUAAUGGAUAAUGCCAAGACCUGGUAUUCAACUUUGGAUGGUGAUACCAAAGCUGACUUUGAAGCCUUAAAAAGGCAAUUUUUGACAAGGUAUGGACCUAGCCCAGCCACCAUAAGAACAAGGACAGCAAAAUUGUUUUCAUGUCAGCAAGGAAAUACAAAAAUCAGAGACUACCUAGCAAAAAUGACAAAAAUGGGAAGAGAAGUCGGAUUGCCGGAGCAACACAUAGUUGCAGCUGUUGUGAAUGGACUUGAUCCUUCUAUAAGGACAGCCAUAAUCAUGAAAAACCCCCAAAACUUGAGAGACUUGCAGGAGGCUGCCACUCUGGCAGACGCUGCCUCUGCAUGCAGCCCAAGUCAGGAGCCAGCACCAACAGUGGCCCAGACUGAAGUUGUGAACAUGGCCAGUGUCAUGUCACAGUUUGCGGAAAUGCACAAGGAUAUAAUGAGCCAGUUGAGCCAGCUGGUCACUAAGUGUGCAAGUGUUCAAGCUGUAACAACCAAUACUAAUGAUAGAAAAGUUUCUUUUCAGGCAAGGGAGGACAACCGUAGUCAAUUUAGGCAAAGAAGUAGAGAAAGGAGCAGAGAGAGAGAAAGUGAGAAGCGCAAGUGCAAUACGUGUGUGACCCAAACAGGAGACAUCAACCUCAUACUCAUUAUCCUGAUGAUGUUAGCUACUGUGCCUGUUACCCUAGCAGAUAGAGCCCUUAUGAAUUACGGGCUGAUGUUGCAUGAUAAGGGAACUGUUAGGAUUGUAAGCGACUAUUGGCUGCAUUCAAUGACGAUCCACAUACCUGACAUUCCGUCAGAGUCAGCGUAUGACCUAGACUGUGAAGGGCGUGUGGACGACAAAACAUGUGUAUUAGUGGAAAGGGCCAUUUCAGAAGGAAAAAGGCUCUACAGUCAGACUGCUGCAGAGUUGAGAGCCCUCCACCACAAAGUUGACAUGACUUUCAAGACCCCUAGUCGCCAAUUGAGUAGAGAAAAGCGUUCAGUUCUUCCAUUUGUGGGUAACAUAGCGAAAUCUUUGUUCGGAGUUGCAACCGAAAGCCAAGUCAACAAGGUUAUCGAUCAUAUGAAUAUCUUGCAAGCAAGACAACAAAAAGCCCUAACAACCUUCUCUAAAUUUUCACGCCAGUUUGGUUCGAUAUUCCAUCACCAAAAUCUGAGAUUAACAAAUAUAGUUAAGGAAAUAGCGGCUAACCACCAUUUAGGUGUUAUGAUAGGUGGAGACCUGAAACUAGUGGAAAAUGAAAUGGAGUUCAAUUUUAAGUUGAUCACUAAACUGAUGCACCUAAGUACAGUUACUGCUAAACUUAACCAAGAGAUAAGUAGCACAGUUAUAGGACUAAACGACUUAACACAUGGCAAGCUUUCACCAGUACUAUUCCCUCCCCAAGUUUUGGCUAGCACACUAAAACAUAUUCAGACAGCCCUGCAACAACAUGGAAAGCAUUAUUCUAUUCAACAGGACAUGCAAUACUAUUACCAAUAUGCAAAAUUUGCUACUAACAAAAUGAAUGAUUCCAUUAUCGUUACACUCAAAAUUCCCAUUUUUGCACCUCAUAACAGUUUCCAAGUGUUCGAAACCGAAGUCUUUAAAAUACCGUUCAAUGCAACAAGUAACCAUUCCUCGCUUCUAACCAAUAUUCCAGAAUAUUUUGGGAAGUCUUCCUCGGCCAAGGCACCGAUAACUUUUAGCAGAGAUUUUCUUGAUGAGUGUACGGGAAACAAAAUAAGAUUAUGUGAAGCUACCAAAUUAAAACCAGCGGUUAAUUAUGAUUGUAUUCAGGCCAUUCUAGAAGAAAAUAAACCCAAAGUUAAGGAAAUAUGUCAUUUUAAAUUCCUUCCCAAUAGUGCAUCCCCAUCAGUUAAGCGUCUGGGAAAGGAUCACAUCAUUAUCAGUAAAAUUUACAAUCUCACUUUUGAAUGUGCAACAAACACCACAGUUACAGGGUGCGAUUUUUGCAUUAUGACUGUGCCUUGCUCAUGCACUAUUAAGCAUUCAACCUUUUUUCUGCCACCCCAAGAGAUUUGCGAAACAUCCAGUGACGUAGAAGUGUUACACCCCAUAAACUUAGCAGUAAUUCAACAUUUUUUCGAUAGCCAAAAUUUUUCUCACCUUUUAAGCCAUUCAUCAUUCUCUACUCCCCCAAUUGUGGACAUCCCCACAAUAAAAUUAUUUGCACAUAAUUUUUCAAAGUUUGUUAAUCAGGAUUCGGAAAUACAAAUGGAUCUCAAAGAGGCAAUGAAGGCUGCCAAAAAGGGAGAAACAAUCUUUCAAUCGCUCACCGAACCACUAUUAUCUGGAGACUUACAAUUACCCAAACCUGAUAUGGCUCUGAAAGAAAUAGUUGCAUAUGUAGCCUUAGGUUUAGCUUGUUUAGGCAUACUUUUCACCUUUUCUUUGGCAUACAAACUAAAAAUCUUGGGAACUACUAUGCUAACAAUAGGGCAAGCAAGGGCAACGCCUGCCCCUAUCUUUGUCUACAAGCUCACCACCACAACUCAACCUGAAACUACAAAAUUCGACAUGUAUGAAAUCCUGACUGCUGAGAUUACACCCACUGUGUAUUUUAUGGCCACUUUGAUGCUAGUGCUGUCCAUAAUUCUAUGGAGACGAUGCAGAAAUAGAAAGUUGAAAAACUGUUUGGCAAUCGAAGUAUCAAACCAGCAAAUGAGUGAAAUAAUUCCACUGACAAAAAUCCAAUCUAGUCCGAAUGAAAUUACUGUUAGGGGAGCUCCAUUAGUUAAAGAUAUAACACUAGUCAAAGGACUCCGUCCCAAGAUAAUCAUUCAAUGGGGAGAUGAUGUCCUAGUACAAACCUGCCAUGCAAAACCAAGUUCUGACAUCCAAUUGCCUGUCACUGUUUACUUACCACUGUGGAACUAUCUAAAGCUAAAAAGAUUAACCAAAGUACCGUUUGAUGUAUAUUUAGUGGUGAUACACCACAAAAGAUUAGUCUACCUAUAAUAGCCAUAUUGCGCAAAGAAAAAGAAUACAUAUGCAAAACAAUAAGAAAGACUUGUUCACUUGCGUGUGAAAGUAGAUAUGAAUGUAAGAAUUAUUUACCAAUAAUGAGACAAAUAAUCAUAUUGCACUGUUUACUAUAUAAUUGAAAAAAUAAAGAGUUGUCAUAGGUAUUGAAACAUAAGGUUUAAUAAUUAGAAUAAUAAAUAUAUGUUUGACAAUAUAUGAUAUUAUUAAAUAUGUAUGGUGUUGGGAUAUAAGGUAUUAUGUAUAGAGUUAUAAUCAUAUAUAUUCGACAAGAUGUGGUACAACAUCAAAGCAUGAAGGGCAUUAGAAUAAAAUAAUGACCUAAUUAAAUAUUAAACCUAAUUAAAGUAUAUGUAACUAAAUAUAUGUGUAAUAUGGGUGAACACUGAAUUAAACAUGAGUUAGGUAUCAUGUUAUAAUGUAUUUUGUUAAUUUAUUAGUACCAUAACAUUUAUCAAUAGCCUUUUAUAUAGUCAUAGUUUUAAUUGUAUAUUUACUAGCUUGCGAUUUUAAGUAACCAACAUGUCCAAUGUGACCAUAAUUAUAACCUGUAAGUUAGCAAGAUUUCUUUGUAGAUGUGUAUGUAGUGUCUGCAUACAUAUUAAUGGUACAUUUAUUUAGAUUUAGAUAAAGCACUUGUGGGUAUAUAAAUAUAUUUGUAUAAGUUCAAACCAUAUAUUUGUGUACA
Messenger RNA from Lingula anatina, 4514 nucleotides. RefSeq lists its product as uncharacterized. NCBI's taxonomy places the organism in Eukaryota, Metazoa, Brachiopoda, Lingulata, Lingulida, Lingulidae. The record is from RefSeq and is a predicted model, not a curated record.